AUGACGAUUGAGGAGACCAAGUUUGAUGCGGGUGCCAAAGACUAUGGCUCAAAGGAUGCUUCUCAGGUCUCUGCAACAAGCGAUUCGGCCUCAGUGUCGUCGCUGGAGAGCCGAAGGGGACGGAUCAAGCCGUCCGACUGUGCAUUUGACACCACCGAAGACCCUCGAUACUAUAAACCCAUUCCCGAAUAUGAGGGCAUCCAUCGCUGGGACCCGGAAUUUGAAUGGACAGAGGAUGAAGAGAAGGCAGUCGUAAAAAAGAUUGAUUGGAGAGUCUGCACAUUUGCAUGUGUCACCUUCUUCGCUCUCCAGCUAGAUCGAGGAAAUGUGGUUCAGGCCACAUCUGACAACAUGCUGGCCGAUCUGGGCAUGAACACCAAUGACUAUAAUACGGGACAGACGAUUUUCUUCCUGACUUUCCUAUUUGCGGAACUUCCGUCGCAAUUACUGUCCAAAUGGCUUGGACCUGACCGCUGGAUUCCCAUCCAGAUGGUAUCCUGGAGCUUGGUCGCAGCCUGUCAAGCAUUCGUGCGGAAUCGUAGUGCUUACUUCGGCCUGCGAGCGCUGCUGGGUCUGCUGGAGGGUGGCUUCAUCCCCGACACCAUUCUCUUCUUGUCAUUCUGGUAUAAAUCGAAGGAGCUCCCAAUCCGGCUCAGCUAUUUCUGGGUCGCGUACCAGGCCACUUCGAUUGUGAGUGCCUUUUUAGCGUUUGGCUUCCUCCAUAUCCGGAAUUCCGAUGGAACAGGAGGUUGGCGGUACUUGUUCGCCUUUGAAGGCCUGAUAACCGGCGUGAUUGGUGUGAUCGCCGCUUUUUGGAUGCCACCAUCCCCGACACAAACAGCUGGCCUGUUCCGAGGAAAGGACGGUUGGUUCAAUGAACGCGAGGAAAAGAUCAUGGUGAACCGCGUGCUUCGGGACGACCCCAGUAAGGGGGGCAUGCACAACCGUCAACCAGUUACGCCCCGCAUGCUCUGGCAUGCCCUGAAGGAUUAUGACAUGUGGGUCAUUUAUCUGCUUGGUCUGUCGUGGUUGAUUCCGAACACACCCGCCACGAGCUACAUCAGUCUCGAGUUGAAGUCCCUCGGCUUCAGCACUUUCCACACCAACCUGCUGAGUAUCCCCGCCUACGUUAUCUUCAUCGCCAACUUGCUGUUCUGGACGUGGGUCUCAGAGCGCUUUAAUCAGCGACUCCUUCUGGGCGUCGUUAGCGAGGCCUGGGCUUUGAUUCUUCUGAUUGCGCUUGAGGUGCUGCCUGAUGGAGCCAGUACCUGGACUCGCUGGUCACUGCUGACAUUGCUGAUUGGAAUGCCAUAUGUGCAUGCAAUCAUUGUCGCCAUCACCUCUCGCAACGCAGGUACAGUACGUACAAGAACUGUCGCCACCGCUCUAUACAACAUGAUGGUCCAAGUGAGCAAUAUCAUCGGUAACAAUAUCUACCGUGAAAACGACAAGCCCUAUUAUCGCACCGGCAAUAAGGUGCUGAUUGCCAUUGCAGCAUACAGCUUGGUGAUGUUCAUUGUAGCCAAGUUUUACUACGUGUGGCGAAACAAGCAAAAUGCUGCAGUCUGGGAUAAUAUGUCGAGUGAAGAAAGAGAGCGAUAUGUUGCUGAAAAUCAACAUCUUGGCAAUAAGAGAGUUGACUUCCGCUUCUUGCAUUAG
This is a messenger RNA of Penicillium macrosclerotiorum, 1659 nucleotides long. RefSeq names its product putative transporter. Gene Ontology annotation, cellular component: membrane. Gene Ontology annotation, molecular function: sulfate transmembrane transporter activity. The transcript is spliced from 6 exons. The record is from RefSeq and is a predicted model, not a curated record. Lineage: Eukaryota; Fungi; Ascomycota; Eurotiomycetes; Eurotiales; Aspergillaceae. Bases 1 to 1659 code for a protein of 552 amino acids. Gene Ontology annotation, biological process: transmembrane transport.